UGGUGUUUCUUAAACAUUUUCACAUCUGGCAGGUUUCACAUGUUUAUUUCAGAUAAUUUAGCUAUAAGCUUUUGUUUUGUCUGUUUAAUUUCCAGCUUACCAAAGAAUAUCUUGAACAAUUCUGCAAAGUGACUAAAGGAUCAGAAGUUUCUAUGAGCAGUAUCGAAAACGAUGAUGAUGAGUAUACUCCAUCAAGAGAAUCGGUAACCGAAAGCAGCUCAGAGGAAUCCUGUGGUCAAGCAAGAAAAGUUCCAUUGGUGAGAAACAAACAGAAUAAGUCACAGAGGACUUGCAGAAAGAAGACGUGUCCCAGCACUUCGGAUAAAAUCAAUACGAAUGCAGAAAGUGAAGACUGUAACACAAACCUAAGUAACGUGUCCGUAAUGAACACAAUAAAGAGAAGUGGGGCUAGAGUCUAUAGUAAAACUCAUUACUGCCUCUACUGUCCCUUGCACUGCCAUAAAAUGGCAAGGCACUUAAUCUGCAAACACAGCAAUGAACCCGCUGUAGCCAAAGCAAUGAGCUUUCCUUUAAAAUCAAAAGAAAGAAAAUUACAUUUUGACCUUGUAAGGAACCAAGGAAAUCGCGCUCACAAUAACGAGGUUAUAAAAACGGGUACGGGAACACUAAUCCCAAGUCAGCAAGCUACAAAACCAGUCAAGGCAAGUGACUACAUGCACUGCAUAAAUUGUCAAGCAUUACUUAAAAGGAAGACGUUAUGGAGGCACAUGUCGAGGUGCAAACUUGCACAAAAAUGCAAAUCUCAAAAGUCAGGUAAAAGUCGCGUUCAGGCUCUCUGUGCAUAUGCACAGCCAGUCCCGGAUGGUGUUAGCAAGAACAUUUGGCAGCUAGUAAAUGCUAUGCACCAGGAUGAAAUAACAAAUAUUAUCAAAAAAGAAAAAACAAUUUUAAGACUUGGAGAACAUUUGUAUUUAAAACACGGACAUGACAAGACAAAACACGAGUACAUCAGACAAAAACUUCGUGAAAUCGGAAGACUAAUUCAGCAGUCGCAAAAAGCUGGCAGACUGAAAACAAUUAAGGACUUCUUUCUACCUUCAAACUUUAAUUUUGUGAUUGAUGCAGUUAAGGCUGUUGCUGGUUUUAAUGAAGAAGAGAACAUCUACAAAACCCCAUCCUUGGCUCUGAAGCUCGGUCAUACAUUAAAGAAGAUUGCAGAUAUUCUUGAAUGUGACGCACAGAUGGAAGAGUCGGACAAUGAGGAAUUUCUCAAGAAUCUGAGUAGAACCCGGGGUCUUUUUGAGAAAAAGUGGGAUGUGUGUGUAUCAUCCCGUGCCCUACAAACUCUAAAAGAAGCGAAAUGGAAUACGCCUCAGCUCCUUCCGUUCACGGAGGAUGUUAAAAGCAUGCACAUCUACCUUGAUAAGUGCAGAGAAGAAUACCAAAACAACCUUAAAAAUAUUCCAAAUAAGAAGUACUGGUCCAACCUGGCUAAUGUGACACUUUGUGAGGUGAUUCUGUUUAAUCGUAGAAGAGAGGGCGAGGUGUCAAAAAUGCCACUUAGUGCAUACACCCUCAGAAACUCUUUGGGUAUCCACUCAGAUUUGGCUGUCGGACUCACGGAGUUUGAACAAAAACUUUGCCAGCGUUUUCAGCGAAUUGAAAUUAGAGGCAAGAGAGACCGAAAAGUUCCCAUUCUUUUAACCACGGAUAUGCUUUCGUCCAUGGAAGUCCUGGUUAGUCAUUGACGAGCCUGUGGCGUGCCUGACGAAAAUCCUUAUUUCUUCGCCAGACCUGAAGCAGAGACUCACCUAAGAGGAUCGGAUGCCAUCAGACGAAUUGCAGGAGAGUGUGGAGCCAAACAUCCUGAAACUUUGUCCUCAACAAAAUUAAGAAAGCAGGUAUCCACAUUAUCUACAGUUCUUAACCUAAAAGAUAAUGAGAUGGACAUACUGGCAAAUUUUCUUGGCCACGACAUCCGGGUCCACAGACAAUAUUACAGACUGCCUGAAGGAACGCUACAAUUGGCUAAAGUCAGCAAAGUGCUGCUUGCCCUAGAGCAAGGCCGGCUAUCAGACUUUCAGGGAAUGAGCUUGGACCAAAUCCAGAUUGAUCCAAAUGAGGAAUUACCCGAAGCUGUGGACAGUGAUGACCCAGAAGCAGAGACUGAGAGGAACUCGUCUUUGUGCUCUUCAGAAUGUUCACUAUCCAUAAGACGUCAGGCAACCACAGAGGUGUCUGGUGACGAAAGUACAACCGCAGGAUCAACAGCUAAGAGAUGGCAAACAGAUCAGUCUGACAGCGAUGCCCCGUUAACAGGACCUUCAAGCUUUAAGAGACGAAAGAGACCUGUUGAGUCGGACAGUGAUGACCCUAAAACAGAAUUUUCAAGAGCCAAGAAAAGACAGAGAACUGAGGAACCUGACCCUGAUGUCUCUAAAAAAGGUAUUUGACACAAUGUUCUGAUGCAUUAUUUUCAGUAUUUGUCAAAGAUGGUGCUCUAAUCUGUGAUUGGUUGAAUCCUUUAAAGAUGUGACAAGA
This is a messenger RNA of Clarias gariepinus (North African catfish), 2502 nucleotides long. RefSeq lists its product as uncharacterized. NCBI's taxonomy places the organism in Eukaryota, Metazoa, Chordata, Actinopteri, Siluriformes, Clariidae. The record is from RefSeq and is a predicted model, not a curated record. The transcript is spliced from 6 exons. The coding region runs from base 1905 to 2414 and encodes 169 amino acids.